AUGUUGGAUAUCAAGAAUAUUCUUGUCUUAGGUGCAGGAGAGCUGGGCACCCAAGUGUUGCUCUCACUGGCUAAACAUCCCAACCUAAACAACAUCACCAUUACUGCCUUGUUGCGACCAUCCAGUAUUUCCUCAACAGACCAGGACAAGGCACGUCAUAUUUCCAUGUUGUAUGACCGGAAUAUUUUGACUGUCCCCGGUGAUCUCACGAAUGAUUCGCAAGAGUCCCUUUCCCGAAUCUUUCGGAACUAUGAUACAAUCAUCGGCUGUACAGGAUUCGCUGCCGGAAGGGGUACCCAACGCAAACUAGUCCAUGCAGUGCUGGCCGCCAAAGUUCCGCGCUAUAUUCCAUGGCAGUUCGGAGUCGACUAUGAUAUUAUCGGACGAGGAUCCGCACAGGACCUCUUUGAUGAACAGCUAGAGGUGCGCGAUCUAUUGCGCUCGCAGGCUAGCACUAGGUGGUUGAUAAUCUCUACAGGGAUGUUUGUCAGCUUCCUUUUUGAGUCAUCAUUUGGUGUGGUGAAUUUGAAAGACAAUGUUGUGUGCGCAUUGGGUAGCUGGGAUACAAAAGUCACCGUCACGGCCCCCGAGGAUAUCGGGAAAAUCACUGCGGAAAUUGUGCUUGGUGUCAAGCAGAAGGAAGCUUUCAGCGACAAGGCAAUUUAUGUUGCUGGUGACACUGUCAGUUAUGCAGAUCUGGCUCUAUUAAUAGAGAAAACCACUGGAAACCCUGUUCAAAGAACUCUACGAACAGUCCAGGCUGCAAAGGCCGAUCUUGCAAAUGAACCGGAUAACGCAAUUUACAAAUACCAAAUUGUCUUUGGAGAAGGCCGUGGCGUGUCUUGGGACUUGUCCAAGACGUGGAAUUAUGAGAACGGAAUACUUGGUCUAUCCGUCAAGGAAUAUAUCGACCGCUAA
This is a messenger RNA of Penicillium crustosum, 918 nucleotides long. RefSeq names its product aromatic alcohol reductase. Lineage: Eukaryota; Fungi; Ascomycota; Eurotiomycetes; Eurotiales; Aspergillaceae. The record is from RefSeq and is a predicted model, not a curated record. Bases 1 to 918 code for a protein of 305 amino acids. Gene Ontology annotation, molecular function: oxidoreductase activity. The transcript has a single exon.